Lemur catta (Ring-tailed lemur) is the source of this 7235-nucleotide messenger RNA. It is a transcript of the gene ARHGAP21, whose product is annotated as Rho GTPase activating protein 21. Lineage: Eukaryota; Metazoa; Chordata; Mammalia; Primates; Lemuridae. Gene Ontology annotation, molecular function: protein binding. The transcript is spliced from 25 exons. The record is from RefSeq and is a predicted model, not a curated record. Bases 606 to 6440 code for a protein of 1944 amino acids. Gene Ontology annotation, biological process: Golgi localization; signal transduction.
UGGGGGGAUGAAGGAGGUUGAGGAGGGGGCUUGGAAAAGUAUGAUCCCGUUUUAGCCCUGUGGGGGAGAGUAUUUCCCCUCGGUGGACGUGUCUGGGGAUGCAGAGGAGCGUUCACACUCCCUCUGCUCUGCCUGGGAAAGCCGGGCACCGAAAUGCACUUGAACGGGGAAUGUUUUUUCUUGCAGGCUGCACAACAGCCGGGCGUGUUGGACGCAACCACCGGGCACUGUUGAGGAAGGAUCUCCGGGAGCCACGCUCGCGCCUCCGCGACCCGCUCGGAUUCCUCCAGGACUCGGGAGUGGCACUGGGAGGAAGGGGACCGCCUUCUGCAGUUGGCGCGGACACCACCUGCCAAGACGACCCGUUGCCUUUGUUUUUUAAGUCUCCAGAAAUGGAAGAAGACGGAGAAGUCCGUUGAAGUCCGAAAAACUCACCGCAUUUGAAGGGGUUUCCUGAAAACCUUCAUUUCCUGGCACUUUGUUUUCUCCAGCCCUGCCCCUCCUCGGAGCCUGGUGCGGAAUUCUUCCCUUUUUGGUGUGGUGGCAUUUCCACCCCCCAAUGUGGACUCCACAGGAUUUGUCCCUUCUUUGUAAUUUGAAAUGAAAUGAUGGCCACGCGUCGGACUGGUCUGCCUGAGGGAGAUGGUGACAAGCUCAAGGCCUGCGAGGUCUCAAAAAAUAAAGAUGGAAAAGAACAAAGUGAAACUGUAUCACCGUCCGAAGAUGAAACAUUCGCCUGGCCAGGUCCCAAAACAGUUCUGUUGAAAAGAACAUCUCAAGGCUUUGGUUUUACAUUAAGGCAUUUUAUUGUUUAUCCCCCAGAGUCUGCAAUUCAAUUUUCAUAUAAGGAUGAAGAAAAUGGAAACAGAGGAGGAAAACAAAGAAACCGCUUGGAACCAAUGGAUACCAUAUUUGUUAAACAAGUGAAAGAAGGGGGACCUGCUUUUGAAGCUGGAUUAUGCACAGGUGACCGAAUUAUAAAAGUCAAUGGAGAAAGUGUUAUUGGCAAGACCUAUUCCCAAGUAAUUGCUUUAAUUCAGAACAGUGAUACAACAUUGGAACUUAGUGUUAUGCCAAAAGACGAAGACAUUCUCCAAGUGGCAUAUUCUCAAGAUGCCUACCUGAAAGGCAACGAAGCCUACAGCGGCAAUGCCCGCAACAUACCUGAACCUCCACCAAUCUGCUAUCCCUGGCUGCCACCUGCCCCGUCAGCCACGGCACAGCCAGUUGAAAUCUCUCCUCCAGACUCAUCACUGAGUAAACACCAAACCAGUACACCAGUACUGGUGCAACCUGGCAGGGCCUAUAGAAUGGAAAUCCAAGUGCCUCCAUCACCGACAGAUGUUGCAAAAUCAAACACAGCAGUGUGUGUUUGCAAUGAAAGUGUAAGGACUGUCAUUGUGCCUUCUGAGAAGGUCGUAGAUUUGUUAUCCAAUAGAAACACCCAUGCAGGUCCUUCACAUAGAACUGAAGAGGUGAGGUAUGGCAUGAAUGAGCAGACCUCUUUAAAAACAGUGUCAAGAACCACGUCACCACCUUCAUCGAUUCCCACUGCCCAUCUAAUUCAUCAGACUACCGGCUCUAGAUCGUUGGAACCUUCCAGAAUUUUACUAAAAUCUGGAAAUCACAGCGGACAUUCAGAAGGAAUCUCAAGCAAUAGGUCUCAAGCUGUGGAUUCCUCUUCUGUUUCUGUUAAUCACUACUCGCCAAAUUCCCAUCAGCACAUAGACUGGAAAAACUAUAAAACGUACAAAGAGUAUAUUGAUAACAGACGAUCGCACAUAGGUUGUCGGACAAUUCAAGAAAGACUAGAUAGUUUGAGAGCAGCAUCUCAGAACACAACAGAUUAUAACCAGGUGGUGCCCAGCCGCACGACUCUGCAGGUACGACGUCGAAGCACCUCUCAUGACCGAGUGCCCCAGUCUGUUCAGAUCCGGCAGCGCAGUGUGUCCCAGGAAAGACUGGAGGAUCCUGUGCUGAUGAAAUACUGCCCAAGAAGCGCUUCUCAAGGAGCGCUGACAUCUCCCUCUGUUAGUUUUAGUAAUCACAGAACUCGUUCAUGGGAUUAUAUCGAGGGACAGGGUGAAACUGUAGAAAAUGUCAAUUCUGAGAGUCAAAUACCCGAUUCCAAUGGUGACCGAAAACAGACUUAUAAGUGGAGUGGAUUUACCGAACAGGAUGACAGACGAGGCAUUUAUGAAAGACCGAGGCAACAAGAAGUUCAUAAAUCUUUUCAAGGUUCAAAUUUUACCGUGGCCCCGAGUGUUGUUAAUUCUGACAACAGGCGGAUGGUGGCAGGUAGGGGAGUGGGAUCCGUGUCACAGUUUAAAAAAAUCCCGCCAGAUCUAAAAACACUGCCAUCCAACAGAAACUUUCAGACUACUUGUGGGAUGUCACUGCCUCCGGGGAUGUCACAAGAGAGGUCACCUCUUGUGAAAGUCCGAAGCAGCUCCCUGAAAGCGCCUUCCACACAUGUCACAAAACCAUCGUUCAGCCAGAACUCGUUUGCUUCCAUCAAAGACCAAAGACCAGUCAAUCACUUACAUCAAAACAGUCUACUGAGUCAGCAGACGUGGUUGAGAACUGAAAGUACCCCCGAUCAGCACGCAGAAGCUGGAAAAUCCCCUCCUUUCUCUGGAGCCCCCGCUAAGACUGCCCCGCAGAUGAGUGACCACUCUGGCACUUCAGACUUAGAAUUACCUGUCAGUCAAGCAAAUCAAGAUUUAAAUUUACAAGAGGCUGAAUUUCAGCAGUCAGAUCCUUUAGAUAAUAAAGACACUGUCAUCCUAAGAGAAAAACCUCCAUCCGGUCGCCAGACCCCGCAGCCUUUAAGGCAUCAGUCUUACAUCUUGGCAGUCAAUGACCAGGAGACCGGCUCAGACACCACCUGCUGGCUGCCCAACGAUGCCCGCCGGGAGGUUCACAUCAAACGAAUGGAGGAGAGGAAGGCCUCCAGCGCCAGCCCGCCCGGCGACUCCUUGGCGUCCAUCCCCUUCAUAGAUGAACCAACUAGCCCCAGCAUCGAUCAUGACAUUGCACAUAUCCCCGCUUCUGCUGUUAUCUCUGCCUCUACCUCUCAGGUCCCCUCCAUAGCGACAGUUCCUCCCAGCCUCACAACUUCAGCUCCUUUAAUUCGACGUCAACUCUCCCAUGAUCAUGAAUCUGUUGGACCCCCCAGCUUGGAUGCCCAGCCCAGCUCAAAGACAGAAAGGUCAAAAUCAUAUGAUGAGGGUCUGGAUGAUUACAGGGAAGAUGCAAAAUUGUCCUUUAAACAUGUAUCUAGCCUGAAAGGAAUCAAGAUCACAGACAGCCAGAAGUCCUCAGAAGACUCCGGAUCCAGAAAAGAUUCCUCCUCAGAGGUUUUCAGUGAUGCUGCUAAGGAAGGGUGGCUCCAUUUCCGGCCACUUGUCACCGAUAAGGGCAAGCGUGUUGGUGGAAGUAUUCGGCCAUGGAAACAGAUGUAUGUUGUACUCCGGGGCCACUCACUUUACUUGUACAAAGAUAAAAGAGAGCAGACGACGCCGUCCGAGGAAGAGCAGCCCAUCAGUGUUAAUGCCUGCUUGAUAGACAUUUCCUACAGCGAGACCAAGAGGAAAAACGUGUUUCGACUCACCACGUCCGACUGUGAGUGCCUGUUCCAGGCCGAAGACAGAGACGAUAUGCUGGCGUGGAUCAAGACCAUUCAGGAGAGCAGCAACCUCAAUGAAGAGGACACUGGAGUUACUAACAGGGAUCUAAUUAGUCGAAGAAUAAAAGAAUAUAACAGUCUGAUGAGCAGCAAAGCAGAACAGUUGCCAAAAACACCUCGCCAGAGUCUCAGCAUCAGGCAGACAUUGCUUGGUGCUAAAUCAGAGCCAAAGACUCAAAGCCCACACUCUCCAAAGGAAGAGUCAGAAAGGAAACUUCUCAGUAAAGAUGAUACCAGUCCCCCAAAAGACAAAGGCACAUGGAGAAAAGGCAUUCCAAGUAUCAUGAGAAAGACAUUUGAAAAAAAGCCUACUGCGACAGGAACAUUUGGCGUUCGACUGGAUGAUUGCCCGCCAGCUCAUAAUAAUCGGUAUAUUCCAUUAAUAGUUGACAUAUGUUGCAAAUUAGUUGAAGAAAGAGGUCUUGAAUAUACAGGUAUUUAUAGAGUUCCUGGAAAUAAUGCAGCCAUCUCAAGUAUGCAAGAAGAACUCAACAAGGGAAUGGCUGAUAUUGAUACAGAAGAUGAUAAAUGGCGAGAUUUGAAUGUGAUAAGCAGUUUACUAAAAUCCUUCUUCAGAAAACUCCCUGAACCUCUCUUCACAAAUGAUAAAUAUGCCGAUUUUAUUGAAGCCAAUCGUAAAGAAGAUCCUCUAGAUCGUCUGAAAACAUUAAAAAGACUAAUUCAUGAUUUGCCUGAACAUCAUUACGAAACACUUAAGUUUCUUUCGGCUCAUCUCAAGACAGUGGCAGAAAAUUCAGAAAAAAAUAAGAUGGAACCAAGAAAUCUAGCAAUAGUGUUUGGUCCAACACUUGUGCGGACAUCAGAAGACAAUAUGACCCACAUGGUCACUCACAUGCCUGACCAGUACAAGAUCGUAGAGACCCUAAUCCAGCAUCAUGACUGGUUUUUCACAGAAGAAGGUGCUGAAGAACCUCUUACAACAGUGCAGGAAGAAAACACUGUAGACUCCCAGCCAGUGCCAAACAUAGAUCAUUUACUCACCAACAUUGGAAGGACAGGAGUGUCGCCUGGAGAUGUAUCAGAUUCAGCUACUAGUGACUCAACAAAGUCUAAGGGGUCGUGGGGCUCCGGGAAGGAUCAGUACAGCAGGGAGCUGCUGGUGUCCUCCAUCUUCGCGGCCGCCAGUCGCAAGAGGAAAAAGCCCAAGGAAAAGGCCCAGCCUAGCAGCUCGGAAGACGAACUGGACAAUGUCUUCUUUAAGAAGGAAAACGUGGAGCAGUGUCACCACGACGCUAAAGAAGAGUCCAAGAAAGAAAGUGAGGCGUCGGGCAGGAAACAGAGGAUCCUGGUUGCCAAAGACAACGGCGGCAGGAAAGAGCCCGGCGCUGUGAGAGACAACAAGACCCAGGCCCGGAAGGAGAGCACGCCCCCCGCCGAGCCCUCGGCCCCGCACAACUCCAAACACCGCAAGUCGCCCACGCUCAGCAGUCGCUUCGCCGUCCUGAAGGAGAGCCCCCGAUCGCUGUUGUCACCGAAACCCUCGCACUCGGACGAGACGGGGUCCGACCCGGGCUCGCUGCUGAGCGCGGCCUCCUCGGCCAGGGCUUCCGCGAGGAAGCCGGCCAGCCCGGACACGAAACGCGGGGAGCUCCCGGCCGGCUCCGUCACCUCCGAGUACCCUGCCACCGCGGCCGCCGCCUGCCUGCCCGGCCUGGACUGCAGCCGGCUGAGCCCCGACGCGCGCUCGGUGGCCGAGAGCAGGGGCGAGGAGGCGGACGACGAGCGGAGCGAGCUGGUGAGCGAGGGGCGGCCGGCGGAGAGCGACAGCGAGAGUGACUUCCCCGUGUUCGCCGCCGCCCCGACGCCGGACGGGCCGUGCCGGGCCCGAGCGCAGGACGCCCCCAAGCCGGGCCGCAGGAGCUCGGACGGCAGCGAGGCGAGCGGCGCCGAGGGCAGCCUCACCCCUAGCCUGGACGGCCGCCGGCCGCCCUUCAGCUCGCACAAGCUCAUCGAGUGCGACACGCUGUCCCGCCGGAAGUCCGCUCGCUUCCGGUCGGACGGCGGAAGCCUGGGGGACGCCAGGUCCGAGCGGGAGCCGCCGCCCGUCGUCAGGGUGUUCGACGUCAUGAAGAAAGGCAGGUCCACCGGGAGCCUGCUGCCACCGGCCCGGGGCGACGCGGAGCGGCAGGAGCCCACCUGGAAGACGAGAAUAGCCGACCGGUUGAAACUGAGGCCCAGAGCGCCCGCGGACGACAUGUUCGCGGUCGGAAGCCAGAAGACCGGCGCCGAGACCACGAAGAGGAAAAACAUCAAACGCAGACACACGCUGGGAGGGCACCGCGAUGCCACCGAAAUCAGCGUACUGAGUUUUUGGAAAGCGCACGAACAGAGCGGGGAGAGAGAACCGGAGCUUUCCGCAGUGAAUCGCUUGAAACCCAAAUGCCCGGCGCAGGACCUGUCCAUCUCCGACUGGCUCGCGCGGGAGCGCCUCCGCACCAGCGCGUCCGACCUGAGCGGGGACGCCGGGGACCCCCAGCCCGCGAAUCCCAGCGGGCCAGAGCCACCCGCGACCGACACGCCUUUGUCUUUCCAGGCCGACCCAGGCCGUUCUUCCGGCACCUUGGCUUCGACCCACAGGCCCCUUCUGUCUCCACCGCCACAGUCGUCUGACCAAAUAAACGGAGGAAGCUUCCAGAACACGAGCCGCAACGCCAGCGCUGCCGUUAAUGCCCAACCUCAUAAACUAUCCGAAACCCCGGGCACUAAAGCACAGUUUCAUCCCUGUCUUUGAACUGGGGCAUGUCCACUAUAGCAAAUCAAAAGCUACUGUCAUCACACGUUCCAAUAACUCUGUAAAUAUUUUCUUGUACCAGAAUUGUUAUUAUGCAGCCUUCAUUUGGGCUGGUUUCAUCAUCUUGCACUGUGGAAUAGCUUUACAGUGCAUCACGACAGCCAGAAGAACACAUAUGUAUAUUUAAAGAUAUAUCGGAUAGUUGUAUACAAAUGAGCAAGGUAUUUGUUGCAACUUACUACAUAGUAUAUACCCCAAAUUACUGAAGAAAGUCGCUGGCAUUAGUGUGCAGCCAAUUUGUUCUUUUUUGAUUUCAUCACUAACAAAAGUGCCUCAUCAUAAAAAUACAUUUGGUUUUUAGGGUGCCAUAUUGUUAAAAUUAGAUAACUUACAUUGAAUAAAUGAUUGCAUAUUAUUGGUAACAAAUUUCAUUACACAUGCCAGUUUUAACACAGGUGGAUACAGAACCUUCCAUUCUUUAGUCAUUCCAGGUGGGUCUGAGUUUUAUAUUCAAACUUUUAAUACAGUUUUUGAGUUUUGUGUGACUUGAAUUUUUAAUCUUUCUGUAAAAUACAUAACUUAAAUGAACAUAUUAAAUGUGUAUCUUUUCUUCAGAUACCAGAUUUGAUAUAAAUGUUGUAACAUAGGUGUGUAGAUAGUGGAUCCUGGAUGGAACUGGCUUCUUUAUCGAGAAGAAUAUAAUUCUGCAUGAGGGCUUAAUGAAUCCAAACCUGUGUCAUGCCUGUGUGCAUACCCAAUUAAACACUGGAAAUAAAAAAAAAUUGUUUUGGUGAA